Molecule: messenger RNA, 775 nt
Organism: Tigriopus californicus
Lineage: Eukaryota; Metazoa; Arthropoda; Copepoda; Harpacticoida; Harpacticidae
Product: CDGSH iron-sulfur domain-containing protein 3, mitochondrial-like
Exons: 1
Coding region: 211-699 (162 amino acids)
Cellular component (GO): intracellular membrane-bounded organelle
Molecular function (GO): 2 iron, 2 sulfur cluster binding
Source: RefSeq, a predicted model, not a curated record
ACACACUACAUACAUAUAUACAGACGCGCUUUCAUCUCCAUCCAUUGAACUAUCGACUUCUCGAAAGCGAUAGAGAGCCGGUUUAUAACAGAUUGAUCCAUUAAUAGCUUUGCCUUUGGCCUUCGUUUGAAGAAACGAGACCCCCGGAACCAACCCCAAGCAGACUUUUCUGGGCUUGGUCGCGUUGGACUGAGUUGAGGCACUGCAGUCAUGUUCCAGUGGGUGCAGGUCGCCCAACCAGCCCUGAGAUUAGUGGGUGUAAUCCCUCGGUCCUUGUCCCUCUCGGCCCCGUCCUCGGCCAAACGAUGGACCAAGAAAACCCGGAUUCCGUUCGAGGAUCAGUUCCACAACCCGGUUAACGAGGUCUAUGGCCACCGCAUCCCACCGGACAAAGGACAUGUGUACGACAAUAAACCCUUCAAAGUGGCCGUCCAAAAGCAUCGCGUGUACACGUGGUGCGGCUGCGGUCUGUCGCACAGUCAGCCGUUUUGCGACGACUCGCACCGCAAUCGCUACAUCCAGGGCAUGGUCCAAGGCGGCCCGGUCAAGUACGUGGCCACCGAGGACAAGGACGUGUGGUUUUGCAACUGUAAGCAGACCGCGCAUCGGCCGUUUUGCGACGGAUCGCAUCGAGCCCAAGAGAUUCAAGAAGCCCAUUUAGAGGGCAAAGUGCUCAUCUUUAACCCGAAGCGCUCCUGAAGGAAGCGGAGCCCACUCAGUCAUCUCAUGAUUCAACUCGUAUUAGGUCGUCAGGAUAAUAAACGUGUAUGAUGUA